UACUGUCAGAUUUUUCUGUCAACUGAAAAUUUCAGCUGCGCGAUCGAUAACACGAAUUUGGAGUAAGCGGAGGUCAAGUUAUAUUGGGUCAUUGAUGCACGGCUAACUGCACUAGUAUCACAAUCAAGUUAUCUAAUUGCGGUGUGCUAAAAUGGAUACUUCCGGUGCGUAUGGGGGUGGAAAAGCUGGAGGCGCGUUUGACCCUCAGGCUUUUAUUCAAAGGCCUCAUGUGAUCGUCAGGGCGGUAUGUUGGCUGUUCAGCGUGAUUGUAAUGGGCUGCAUAUCAUCCAAGGGCUGGCGUACUGACUCUGAUGGGAAGGACCAUUGCGUGUACAAUGAUGACACAAAUGCAUGUAACUAUGGUGUCGGGAUAUCUGUCAUUGCAUUCAUUGCCUCCGUGGCUUUUAUUGUCGGGGAAUAUCUCUUUGAGCAAAUGUCCUCUGUCAAGACUAGGAAGCAUUAUGUGUUGGCUGACUUAGGUUUUUCUGCAUUCUGGGCCUUCUUGUAUUUCGUUGGAUUCUGCUAUUUGUCCAAUGCUUGGGGCAAAACUGAGAAGCCACCGAUCGGAACGGCGAACAACAUGCAGGGCGCUAUUGCAUUCUGCUUCUUCUCCAUAUUUGCUUGGGUGGCCUGCGCUUUCUUCGCUUUCCAACGGUUCCGCAUGGGCGCUGAUGCGGCGUUCGCUCCGGCAUACGAAGUGGAGGGCGCGAUCGGAAGCCCUGGAGGCUUUCCCACCUACCCAGGGGCUCCAGACCCGCAGCCUACCUACACCGAACCUCCCUUCUCACAGACAGCUGGAAACACAGGAAACAUGGACUACACAGCUCCUACGUAUUAAUCGACGCGUUCGCGCAUUUCAAAAUCAAAAAUUUUAUUUUCAGUAUUUAUUGUGAGAAUGCAACUCCCUAUGUAUUAGUGUACACUCGUACACAAAAGGGCUUUAAAGUGUUUACCUCUUAAAAAAAUCUCAUAUCAAUUUAUUUUUGUAUCGCGAAAAUAUGUAUUCAUAUAUAUUAUUAUAUAUUUAUACAUCACCUCGUAUAUUAAGGAUCCGAUUGGAUUCCCGCGCUUUUUAUAUGCAAUUUUUAGUUUUUAUUGUUCCAUUAAAUAUUAUAAUUGUACUUAGGUAUGUAGUAGUUUUGUGAUUUGUAAAAGCUGAGAAAAUAUUAUAAAUGACAUUUAAAAACAAUUUUUGACUUGUAUAUUAAGAUUCGUUUAUAUAGAGAAUAGAUGUGAUUGUCGCUUCUCAGUACCUGCAAUGUAGUGAAAAAUACAGACAAUAUAUCAUGUAUAAUAUAUUAUUAAGUAAUUAAAAUUAUAUGGAAAAAGGACGGUUAUGUAAUCUCAGUAUUUUGUGCCAUUUCUUUUAAGAUGCUUCAUUUGGAAUUUCAUAAAUGUAUUUAUGGUAUCAGAAAUUUUGUAGUGUUUAUAGCAAGUAGUUAUACAUUAAGUGUUUUGAAGCAUUGUGUGUGCUAAAAUUAGGAAAAAAUUAUGCUUACUCCGUAUUCGCCUAACUUCUUAAGACAAAUAGGUCUGACAAGUACAUAUUAACCUUUACUUUGGAUUCACUGUGACUCAUAACAAAAUAGCUCCCAAUAUUUAUCCGAAGUUCUCAUAGAUUGCCUUAAUAUGAUCACAUUACACAGAAAAAGUCAUAAAAUCUAAUACUUGCAAGGUUUUUUAUAAAUAAAAGACAAAAAAAAUAUUUAUUACAAAUAACAAUAAAGUCACUGUUGUAUAAUAUUUUGGCAAUAACUAAAUUAAUUAUUUAGUACUGCUUGAGCUUAAAAUAUUAGUAAAUAAUUUUAUCUGCAUAUCGUUAAAAAAAACGGUGUGAUUAAUUUACAAAAAAUAUAUAUACUAUGUAUAAUUGUAAAAUAGAAAAAAUGUGUACGCGAUGAUACCAGCGGCCAUUGUUGUUCGAGUAAAAAAACCAAAUCAAAAUCGUCUUAGGUAUUUUCAAAAGAUCUCGUAUUUACCAAAAAUAAUAUAAAACGGAAGUUUUCGGGAAAUAGUUUGUAGUGAACUGUAAUUUGGCGCAUUCAGUAUUAAUAUAGUCAAUAAUAUACCCGUAUAAUUAUAAUCGAAGGUCCCUUACAAAUUGGAAAACCGCAAUUUUAUUUUCGUUUUUUUAUUACACAAAUGAAAUUGAAUUCUAUUGAAACGGAAACAAAAUUGUUUUUUACUUGCGAUAAUUUCCUUCGAUUCGAUUCGAACUAAAUUUAAUUGAAAUCCAAUAUAUUUUUAUCAAUAUAACAUUAGCGAUAAUGUUUUAGUGUACCAUGUUAUGUAGUUGACUGGUAUGAUUAUUUAGAAGCAACUCUUUUUAAAUUGCGUAGUUUAUAUUAAAUAUAUUUCUCUUGUGUAUAAAUUAUUAAUUUACUUAUAUCGUUAAUGUAUAUUUUAUUAUAUUUCAAAAAAAAAAAAAGAAAGACAGCACUGUGAGUUUACUUAACAUUAUAUUAACUUUUUGUAUAGAAAGGAUAAUGAAGGAAAAUAUAUUUUUGUGUGCUAUAUCGCAUUAAUUAGAUACACAAAUUAUCGAAUGAAAUCUUACUAGUUGUAUGUAUCUUGGAGUUGGUAGACUUAGUGAAGUAGUUGCUUAGCUUGUUGUUGAUGUGUUUUAACCGAUUGUGGGUAGGCAAUAAUAAUAAAAAAAAUUGACGCAUUUUGUAAUUAAUUUCAUGUGUGACAACUGUUACAUUUCAAUAAAAGCGUGCGUAAUCUCAUAUAUGGCCUACACUUUAUGCAAGGGCUCGCUGAAAAGACCUUCUACUGACUACCCACCUUUAAUUUUAAAAAAAUAUAUAUCGAGAAAAUUUGUAUUAAUAUAAUAUUCUUAGCGUGCAAAAUUGUUUCUACUUACUAUUUGAUUCCUAGUUAAAAUGUACUUGUUUCGUUAAAAUAAUAAAAAAAUAUGAAUAGGUAUUCGAAUUUUGUAUUCGAGAAAAAUAUUCUUUUAAUUUUGAUUUUCGAAAAACCAAGGAACCGUUACAUUUUGUUUGUUCUCGUUUUUUUUUUUUCGUUAUUGUUAACGUUUAUAAUUUCACCACAUAAAAGUAAAUUAUAUUUAGGGUUGUCCACCGCGUAUUAAAUUAGAGCAAUACGCUUUAUUACGUGAAUGUGAAAUCUGUAUUUAUAGAAUACGCUUAAAUAUUUUUUAGCAUCCGACACAAAGGUCACUUUCGUUAUAACAUAUAAAAAUGUUUUACUUGAAUGGACUAAAUUUAUAUAGUAUUAUACAAUCUAAAAAAUUACUCAAUGUUAGUCAGUCGAUUUUAGACUUAGCUCUUUGUCUAUAUGAACUUCAAUUAGAUUGUAUUUAUCGCGUUAUGAAAUUCAUUUAAAAUCAGUAGAAAAUAAUAUAGUAUAUAAUAAUUAAUACCCUGAUUAAACCGAUCUAAAAUUACAAUAAUAUUCUUUGUUGUAAAUGAAAGGCAACCCUAACUGUAAAGUUGAAAUAGACAUAAUUUUGUUCUACUUUAGUUUUAGUAUCUGAAAUUUAAAAAAAAAACCUUAUCAGAAAAAACAUGUAAAUAUAUACAAUGAUUCGUUUACCUUUUUGGUACUGUACACUCAUAUAACAUAGUAAUUUAUUUAGUUGUAGUUCGUUAGUAAUGUUUAUGAUUAUAUUAUGUAAUAAUGACAUAUUAAUUUUUGACGGUGCCAUUUUUAUUUUUAGUCUGUGGUAUUUGACUCGACAAUGUGUUACAAAUGUGAAAUUAACUUCAGAAUGAAAAUUUAUGUGGUUAUAUAAUUUUUUUUGGAACUACGCUAAACUGUUUGUUAUUUUAAUUUUGACCUACCAUAAAAGAAAAAUAAAAUAUAUAAUAAUAUUUAUUUUAUCAAAAUUGAUUCAUUCCGGUCUCCGAUAGAACUUGCGAAUAAAAACGACCUAAUUCACAAAAAAAUUAACGGAGAUAAUUUUGUUUGAAAUGUAACUUUUAUUUUAACUCUAUUUAAAUAUCUGACGAAGCGUUUUGCGGAUAAUAAAUAUUAUGUACUUUUAGGUUAUUAAACUACCUUGCAUUUUGAUUUAUUUAAAUAAACAAUAAAUUCACUCAUAGGUGUGCGUUAGGCACUAUUGAGUACAUAGAAUAAAAAUUAUACGACAGACUUAAAUUAUGUCUUAAUGUUCCCUGCUAAUUUUAAUAUGGUUACAAUUUAAAAUUCAAAAUGGCGUCGUCAAAAGCAAAAAAGUUUCCAAUCUAAGAUAAAAAUCGUAAUAAGUGUUGAAUAUUUUAUGCUACUGUCGUUCGGUGUUUAAAUUAAAGGAAUAGAUUUUAAGCAAUAAUUUUAAAA
Messenger RNA from Bombyx mori (domestic silkworm), 4302 nucleotides. RefSeq names its product synaptogyrin (gene Syngr). Bases 152 to 838 code for a protein of 228 amino acids. Gene Ontology annotation, cellular component: synaptic vesicle membrane; neuromuscular junction. The transcript is spliced from 5 exons. The record is from RefSeq and is a predicted model, not a curated record. Lineage: Eukaryota; Metazoa; Arthropoda; Insecta; Lepidoptera; Bombycidae.